This is a messenger RNA of Acanthosepion pharaonis, 2664 nucleotides long. The record is from the annotation of a GenBank genome assembly. Lineage: Eukaryota; Metazoa; Mollusca; Cephalopoda; Sepiida; Sepiidae.
AUGAACAUCGAAUAUUUAAAUUUCUUUUCAAAUAUUGACAUCUACAAACCAUCCCUUACUAUCAACAACAAACGUCUCUUAUUUCCUAAUCAUAAUCUCUUUCUUCCCUCCAGACUUACAGACAUUAUACUCUCUUUCUUCCCUCCUCCCUUACAAACUCAUCAUCUCUCUUUCGUCCCUCCUCCCUUAAAGAUUCAGCAUACCAAUUUAUUCACUCCUCCCUUACAUACUCAUCAUACUCUCUUACUUCCCUUCACCCUUACACUCACUAUACUCGUUUCUUCCCUCCUCCCUUACAGAUUCAUCAUACCCUUUUCUUCCCUCCUCACAUACAGACUAAUCAUAACCUUUUCGAUCCUACAACCAUACAGAGACAUCAUACUAUCUUUCUUACCUCCUCCCUUACAGACUCAUCAUAUUCUCUUUCUUUCUCCACCCUUACAGAUUCAUCAUACCCUUUUCUUACCUCCUCCCUUACAGACCCAUCAUAUUCUCUUUCUUCCCUCCACCCUUACAGAUUCAUCAUACCCUUUUCUUACCUCCUCCCUUAUAAACUCAUCAUACUCUCUUUCUUCGCUCCUCUCUUACAGACUCAUCAUACUCUCUUAUUUCUCCCCUCCCUUACAGACUCAUCAUAACCAUUUCUUACCGCCUCCAUUACAGAUUCAUCAUACUCUCAUUCUUCGCUCCUCCCUUAGAGACUCAUCAAUCAUCAUAAUCUCUUUCUUCUCUUCUCCCUUGCAGAAUCAUCGUCCCCCUUUAUUACUCCUCCCUUACAGACUCAUCACUCAUCAUAUUUUCUUUCUUCCCUUACAGAAUAAUCAUAAUAUCUUUCAUCCCUUCUCCCUUACAGAAUCAUCGUACCCUUUUCUUCCCUCCGCCCUUACAGAUUCAUCAAACUCUCUUUAUUCUCUCAUCCCAUACAGACUCAUCGUACCCUUUUUUCCUUCCCCACUGACAGACUCAUCAUACACUCUUUCUUCCCUCCUGAAUGACAGACUCAUUAUACCAUUUUCUUCCCUCCUCCCUUACAGACUCAUCAUACUCUCUUUCUUCCCUCCUCUCUUAGAGACUCAUCGUACUCUCAUUCUUCCCUCCUUCCUUACAGACUCAUUAUACUCUCUUUUUUCAAUUAUUAUACCCUUUUCUUCAGUCCUCCCUUACAGACUCAUCAUACUCUCUUUCUUCCCUCCUCCCUUACAGACUCAUCGUACUCUCUUUCUUCCCUCCUCUCUUACAGACUCGUCGUACUCUCUUUCUUCCCUCCUGCUUCACAGAUUCAUCGUACCCUUUUUUCCCUCCUCCUUUACAGACUCAUCAUACUCUUAUUCUUCCCUCCUCCCUUGCAAACUCAUCAUAACCUUUUCUUCCCUCCGCCUUUACAGACUCAUCAUACACUCUUUCUUCCCUCCUCCCUUACAAAAUCAUCAUAUUCUCUAUCUUCCCUCCCCCCUUACAGACACAUCAUACCCUUUUCUUCCCUUCUUCCUUACAGACUCCUCAUGCACUCUUUCUUCCCUCCGCCUUAAUAGACUCAUCGUAACCUUUUGUUUCCCUCCUCCGUUUCAGACUCUUUAUACACUACUUCUUCCUUCGUCGCUUACAGACUCAUACUCUCUCUCUUCCCUUAGGGACUCAAAAUACUGUCUUUCUUCAUUCCUCCCUUACACAAGAUUUAUAUUCUCUUUCUUCUCCCUCACAGACUCAUUAUACUCUCUUUCUUCCAUCCGUCCUUACAGAAUCAUCAUACCCAUUUCUUCACUCCUCCCUUACAGACUUAUCAUACUCUUAUUCUUCCCUCCUCCCUUACAAACUCAACAUAACCUUUUCUUCCCUCCUCCCUUACAGAGUCAUCAUACUCUCUUCCUUCCCUCCUCUCUUACAGACUCAUCAUACACUCUUUCUUCCCUCCUCCCUUACAGAGACAUCAUACUAUCUUUCUUACCUCCACCCUUACAGACUCAUCAUACACAUUUCUUCCCUCCUCCCUUACAGACUCAUCAUACUCUCUUUCUUCGCUCCUCCAUUAGAGAUACAUCGUGCUCUUUUUCUUCCCUCCUCCCUUUCAGACUCAUCAUAAUCUAUUUGUUCCCUUCUCCCUUACAGAAUCAUCAUCCCCCUUUCUUCACUCCUCCCUUACAGACUCAUCGUACUCUCUUUCUUCCCUCCUCUCUUACAGACUCGUCGUACUCUCUUUCUUCCCUCCUGCUUCACAGAUUCAUCGUACCCUUUUUUCCCUCCUCCUUUACAGACUCAUCAUACUCUUAUUCUUCCCUCCUCCCUUGCAAACUCAUCAUAACCUUUUCUUCCCUCCGCCCUUACAGACUCAUCAUACUCUCUUUUUUCCCUCCUCCCUUACAGAUUUAUCAUACUAUCUUUCUUCCCUCCACCCUGACAGAUUCCACGAACCCUUUUUCCCUCCCCACUUACAGACUCAUCAUACUCUUAUACUUCCCUCCUCCCCUGCAAACUCAUCAUAACUAUUUCUCCCCUCCGCCCUUACAGACCCAUCAUACACUCUUUCUUCCCUCCUCUCUUGCAGACUCAUCAUACACUCUUUCUUCCCUCUUCCCUUACAGAGACAUCAUACUAUCUUUCUUACCUCCAUCCUUACAGACUAAUCAUAAACUCUUUCUUCCCUCCUCCCUUACACGCUCAUCAUAA